Malania oleifera is the source of this 1176-nucleotide messenger RNA. RefSeq names its product protein CURLY FLAG LEAF 1-like. The coding region runs from base 283 to 870 and encodes 195 amino acids. The record is from RefSeq and is a predicted model, not a curated record. Gene Ontology annotation, molecular function: protein binding. The transcript is spliced from 2 exons. NCBI's taxonomy places the organism in Eukaryota, Viridiplantae, Streptophyta, Magnoliopsida, Santalales, Ximeniaceae.
CAAUAUUAUACUCCCAAUCGGAAAAGAUUCACAAGGUACUAUGGUUUUGUGGGUGAAGCCUCAUCUGAAAAUGAUCAAUUUGAAAUGGUAAAAGCUGUCCGUCAGAUUCGUUUGCCCUCAGAACUUGGACCCCUUUACUCUCUCUCUCUCCUUAAAAAACUCAGCCCACCCGCUAACACCCUCUCUCUCUCUCUCUCUCUCUCUCUCUCUCUCUCUCUCUCUCUCUCUCUCUCAAUUUUCUUCAUAUUUUGUAUUGCAUAUUUCUGGGUCAGCUAAGCAGCAAUGGCAGCUCCAAACAUGGCGGCCAUCACUGCUUCUCUGGAGCGAUCUCUUCAAAACUGCUCCCUAAAUCAAAGCAGCAGCAGCAGCAACAUGUCUGGCGGAGAAGGCGCCGGCGCUAUUGGAUUGGGCAGGUCUUCUUCCUCAGACGCCCCUCCCCACUCCCACACCAACCACCUCUCCUUCUCCCCUGACACCGCCUUAGAACUCAGCUCCCAACUCUCUCUCCCUCACCAUUGGGAACAAUGCUUGGAUUUAAAGACUGGGGAGAUUUAUUACAUUGACUGGAGGAACGGAGUGAAAGCAACGGAAGAUCCACGAACUGCGACGGCGGAUUACAGCGGCGGCGGCGACGGCAGUGGAGAGUACUACCCGGAAGAUGACAAUAGCUCGUAUGAAAGCGAAGAGUCUUCGUCGGAAUCGUCUCCGGCGUCGUCGUCAAGAGAACGUUUUCAGAACGACAGUGUUUUGGUGGUGGCCGGCUGCAAGAGCUGUCUCAUGUAUUUCAUGGUGCCCAAACAAGUCCAGGACUGCCCCAAAUGCGCCGGUCAACUUCUCCACUUCGAUCGAUCCGAGAAUGGCUCUCCAUAAAGUCAGAAGAAAGAUUAAUUUCUCAUUUUAUAGUUCAAUCUUUUUUAUUUUCUCUAAAUUGUUGCGUAAUUUUGCUCUCCAGAGAUUGUCAUUUGUGGGUUGAUGAAAUCAAAAUGAGACAAAUGGGUUCUGAUUAAGUUUACUGCUAUAUUUCCUUUUCUCAGUUCUCAACUUCUCAUCUCAGUUUGUAGAUUUUUCUUUUCUUUGGGUUUGAGUCUGUUUUGGGCACCAUGGAAUUUGCAGGAUGAGUCGCGAAGCACAAUGUCAAUGAUAGAACAAAGAAUAAAAUUAGUAAUGAUUGCGACA